AUGAAAAUCCUAUGGACCGGCCCUGAUUCCAAUGUACCAAUACCCACCCUUUCGAAUGUUGUAGCUCAAUCUUUCCGUGGUGUUCCGUCCUCAUUAUCAUCAAAAUUUGAAAAGAAAAGAAAGCGGGAAAUCAGGGCCUGGUUCAAACAGCGCUCUUUCGUCAUAACCGCCGCCGCAGCCACCGCCACAGCCGCCAUUCUGUUGUUCAUCCACAGAUUCUAUUCAUCGAUCAGUUCUAUAUGUCAAAUGGGGAGUUACUCAUUGCUAGAUGAACUUGCUAAUGAGUGA
Messenger RNA from Lactuca virosa, 288 nucleotides. The record is from the annotation of a GenBank genome assembly. NCBI's taxonomy places the organism in Eukaryota, Viridiplantae, Streptophyta, Magnoliopsida, Asterales, Asteraceae.